This is a messenger RNA of Blumeria graminis f. sp. triticale, 1404 nucleotides long. Lineage: Eukaryota; Fungi; Ascomycota; Leotiomycetes; Helotiales; Erysiphaceae. The record is from the annotation of a GenBank genome assembly.
AUGGCGCGCACGAGCAAAGCGUUAUCAUCCCCAGAUCCUGAUAGCGACGGUCCGCAUGGUGCCUCUUCCUAUCAAACUAGAAAGAGUCGUAGCUCCAGUAUUCAACAGGUCUUUUCCUCACUAUCUCCUGCCAGUUCAGUUUCUGAAAGAGAAAAUCUCAAUUUACGAUCAAAAGAAAAACAGAAGCAAUGUGUUAUGAAAUCUCGAAAUGCUCUUAUCUCCGGCGAUCGAGGAUCAAAAAUAAAUAUAGCCGAUCAGGAAUUUAGAAACAGUCAAACAUCUCGAAGGCGCUCAAUAGAAAACGAGAAUAAUUCAGAUGAGAAUUAUGAUCCAGACCAGAAUAUCGAAGAGAGGCGAAAGGUGCGAAAAGGACUUAGGGACCUAAAUAGGAUCUUAGUCGAGCGUCGUAAUGAAUACCUCAACCCAAGCUCAACGGGACUUGAGGAUACAAUUACUCAAGCAAAUACUUUAUCCCGUCAAGUAAAGCAGACAUCAGACGCUACCAUCGACUCAAAUUUACUCGUCACUGCAGCAGAUAUCACCUACAAAAGGACGAUCGCUAUUAUCUCUGGAGAGACUGGCCAAGGAAUGGACCUCGAUGAUUUUAUUAACAAGUGCAAAGCGUAUAUAAGACUAGGCGAAGGAAGUGCUCCCACGCAAGGUCAAAAAAAUCAGGGAUUAAACUCAGAAAUAGGGGCGGAAGUUGAGGACGAAGAGAGCGAUGAAGUACUAAAUUGGGAAUACUUAGGAAGAAAUGCUUGUGCUCCAUAUACUGGUAGACCAUGUGUGCCUGGCUUCCUACUGGGCCCUCUUUCAACCGAAAAGAAAGCCAAACGUUCUAUAGUUCGAAAAGCAGCUCUCAGAAUUGGCUCUAUGGUAGAGUCAAGGCCUGAAAUAUUGCGUAGGGAAGAUAUAGUGCGAGACGAAGAUUUGAAUCUCUCAAAUGUAUGCCAGAAAAUAACAAAGAGGCUAGAAAAAAUUCGUGGUGACGCUAUGUCUGCAGUUGAACUUGAGACAAAGGAGGAUAUGACAGAAGAGGAAGCCGACUCACUUCUCGAUAAAUACGAUCUAUCUAGAGAUGCAGGAAUUUCAUUCUUCAAAUUUGUCAUUAAUCCGUACUCAUUCGGGCAGACUGUCGAAAACCUAUUUUACGUUAGCUUCCUUAUUCGGGAUGGAAAAAUGGCCGUAACUAUGGACGAGCGAGGAAUGCCCUAUCUAGAAUUACGAGAUGACGAAGGAAACGGCAACGUAAAUGGUACUGCAACUAAACAUCAAGCUGUCUUGUCGCUUGAUAUGGCUAGUUGGAAGGAAAUGAUCCAACUGUUUGACAUCAAAGAUCCCAUGAUUUUGCACAGAAAUGAGCCAGAGUCAAGGACAUUAAACAAAAAGGGCUGGUAUGCUUGA